AUGUCUGCUUUGGGAAGUUUCGUUUUCAGUAUGAGAGUCAUAGUGCAAUCCUAUCCACUCGGUUAUACCAGUCCGCUUGUUGAUUGCCCUCCACUGAUCAAUGUGAAUAAAUACCAAGCACAUCCCUGCCUUCUCUUUUGGACACCGUCCUUUAACAAACACUAUCUUCCAAAUCCGAGGCACUCAUUUGCAAGGAUGGCACUAAAAGCGAAAGCAGGCUACCUAUCUUGGGCUUUUUGCCUGUUGCAAUUGGCGGUGGACUCGAUGGCCAAUGUACAAACUCCUUUUAACACCACCGUAGGGCCCUUUUCAACCAGCACCCUUGUCAAUUCACGACUGCCAGGCACCCACUCGUCUCCGGCAGGUUUUGUCUCGGCACUCGGGUCCAAGCACGGAUUCGUCUCAGCACUUGGGGACGGACAUCUCUACCUCAAUGGCGAGCUUUUCGACUUCAGGAGCUUCAAUUGCCCCACUCUGUUAGGCGGUGUAGAUUUUCAAGUACGUGACUAUGUAGAAACGAUUUCGGCAUUUGGGACCCCAGUGACCCGCACAUAUACGCUAUAUGUGGCCAACAACAUGUUCUCAGACGGCCAGCAGCCACCGUCCUCGUCACACAUUCUUGGGUGGGAUAGCUACACCAAUGAUUGGAUAUACAACGAAACCAAUUGGAGGAGUAUAGAUAAAGCGCUACAUCUAUCGCGCCAGCAUGGUGUCAGAGUUAUAAUCCCCAUUAUUAAUCAAGAUUAUGGGCCUGUCGACACCAACUGGGUUGGGAAUUUUAAUGAUUUGAUAAGACACAGGUACAAUAUCCAAAACUACACGGAUGCCCAACGGGCAGUGGAUUGGUUCACCGACCGCGAAAUGAUAGUGGGCUAUAAACAAAUAAUUACCUACUUCCUCAACCGCAUCAACACAUACAAUGGAAUCCGUAUCGGAGAUGACCAGACGAUCUUGGCAUUUGAGACGGGAAAUGAAAUGAAUUGGGGCAGGGAAAAUCAAACUAUUCACGACCGACCUGCCCCGGCAAACUGGACGAUUGAAAUCGCGAAGCACAUCAAGUCACUUGCUCCAAAGACUUUGGUAAUGGAUGGCAGCUACUCGCGGAACCCAGCAGCGGCGUGGGAAGACGAAGUGUUGGAUUGCCCUUAUGUAGACUUGUAUUCUUAUCAUUUUUAUGGUACGGGCGAUCUUCGGGCCUAUCCGAGCCUGGAGGAAAAGGUGCGGGCGCACGGAAAAACUUUCAUCGUCGGCGAACACGGCUUUUAUGACAAAGUUGAGGUGUAUGAGUCUUUUUACAAAAACGCUACUUGCGCCGGUGCCCUUGUUUGGUCACUUCGUCCACAUUCCGAAAAUGGCGGAUUUGUUACACACGGCGAAGGUAACAACAUCUUUAGUUACCACGCUCCGGGAUUUCGAAAUCAAACCUCAGAGAAAUUCGACACUCAGGAGGCUGACGUCAUCUCUAUGACAUAUGAUGCUAGCUAUCGCGUCCUUGAGCUAGAGCCACCACCCAAACCGGUACCUGGCCCCCCAGAAGCAUUCCUUGUUACCAAUGGCACGCAUGCCGGUCUGUCAUGGAGAGGCUCAGCUUGGGCGCAACAAUACCAAAUCUUUGGUGCCGUCCUUCAAAAUUUGCACUUUAAUCUUAUCUCGCAAGCCAUGCAAGAUAAUGUUGAAGCUGGCCAACUCUUCGUUCCACUCGACCCAUCAGACCCUACAAAACCAAUCACAAUCACUUUGCCUGAGUCUUUGCCUGAAAAAUCUCAUGCAGGUUACAUUGACACCAAGUGGUGUCUACCAGGAUCGCCAGCACCUUGCCCCAUCAACGUCAAUUUCGCAAAAAAAGAUGACGGCCCUCAAAAGCCGCUUUCUAAUCAGACCCAGCCCUCGAUCCUCUCCGAUCCAAUAGGUGCUGCUCAAGACAUUUACAGGCGUCUGCUUCCUAUGGGUCCACCUCUUCCAACGAUCCCACAACCUCAGGGCUCAUUUUCUGGCGGUUGGUUCUCCGUUCGCGCAAUUAGCGCCGAUGGGAUUCCCGGAGGUAUUUCUCAGUCUGUUUUCCUCAAUACAGAAUGGAAUGCAAAUCAAAAUCAUUGA
Molecule: messenger RNA, 2097 nt
Organism: Puccinia triticina
Lineage: Eukaryota; Fungi; Basidiomycota; Pucciniomycetes; Pucciniales; Pucciniaceae
Exons: 16
Coding region: 1-2097 (698 amino acids)
Molecular function (GO): hydrolase activity, hydrolyzing O-glycosyl compounds
Source: RefSeq, a predicted model, not a curated record